AUGCUUCAUAGUGUAGGGCAGAUCUUGGCCAAAUACAGAUCGGGAAAGCUUCCCAAGGCUUUCAAGGUGAUUCCAUCUCUUGCAAACUGGGAAGAUGUAAGUUGUGUACUUAGUUUGCUUCCUACUAGUUCCCCUAUAAAUGCUCUGUUGCCAGAGUGUCUUUUAUGUACAGUAAACCCUAUGGUAGGAAACUUCCUAGUUAGCUGCCAUCCUCCCUUUAGCAGCCACUUUCCAGGAUCCUGAGAGACAAAAAUUGUCAGUAAAUCGCUGUAAACACAGGGUUUUCAAUAAGAACUGGCGGUCUGCGAAAUUCACCAGCUAUUUCACGUGAACUCGCUGCCCACUUUUCUUUGGAAAUUACCCCAGUUUUUUACAAACAACUUGAUUUAAAACAGAUACUGAAACAACUAAUGGUUCAUAGCUAAUGGCAAAAAGAAAUAAAUUUAAAAAAUAGAGGAUUCAUGUGCUGUCGCUAAGUAGAAAAGCCAAAUUCAAUGAUGUCUGUGUUGUGUUCAAAAACUCUAAUUUUUGCUCCAGAAUGCUGGAAAUGCAUGGUAAGAGGCCCAGAUUUGAAAAUUGGACCCCCCUAGAAACUUUUGCCUUGGUGUGAGUUUUUUCCAUCUCUGCCUACUCCAAAGCUUUUGCCACCUACUUAAAACAUUAUUGAAAAACCGUUAAACAGAACCAUUAUUUAGUGACCACUUGUUCCCCUCUGAGAGUUGCCAUUCUAUAGAGAUUUGAAAGUAAUGUUUAACAACUUUUCCUUCUAAACUUCCUUCUAGGUCCUGUAUUUAACAGAACCUGAUAAUUGGAGUGCAGCAGCUAUGUUCCAGGCAACAAGGACAUUUGUGUCCAAUCUCAAUGUUAAAAUGGCUCAAAGGUUUGUAAAUAAUAAUAAACAUGGAAAUAAGAAAAGUUCACAAGUUAUUUUUUCAAUUAAGUGAGCUGAUUUGAAUAAAUAUUUUUUUUCUCUCCUCUUAGGUUUUUUAAUUUAGUUUUACUCCCAAGAGUGAGGGAUGACAUUACAGAGUAUAAGCGGUUAAACUAUCAUCUUUACAUGGUAAGACACUCAGAGUUGUAAUACCACAAAGAUCAGAUUUACUAGUUACAUCACUUCUGUAAUGCCAUUUGACAUUCAACUGAAAACUAUCUUAACUAUAGGAAACAUUAAUUUAUUAUUUUUAGAGAUUCUAUUUCAAUCCCAUUCUCUUUAUCUUUGUCUUUCAGUCUCUGAAAAAAGCUCUGUUCAAACCUGCUGCCUUCUUCAAGGGAGUUUUGUUGCCGUUGUGCGAGGUAUGUGACAUAUUAUGGAUUCAAAAUAUCUCAGGCAGAUCCAGAAUAUUCAGAUCGCGGGGGCCUAGGACACUAGCCAGCUUUAGAUACAGUUUGGGGGGAAGGGUUGCCCAGCCUAGGGGUCCGUUUCUCGAAAGUCCCGGUAACUUUGCAGGCCCGAAAUCAAAUAUUCAAAUCGAAAUAUAAAGAAUAAGAGCGCGGGUCCUGGCGAGAAAACAACUCCAUUUUGUUUCAUUAACUGACAGUUUUAUCAUGUUAGAUGCAAAACUAUUGAAACCUCGAUCUUUAAUGUAAACGGAGACAGCUUACCGGACCCGUUAAUUAUCGGGACUUUCAAGAAACGGGCUCCAGCCCUUAAUCCACCCUUGUAUCCAUUAUUCGUGAUGACCCUCAGUUCUGGAACACAGAAUCGUUUUCAAGUCUUACUCACAAUUCUUUAAAAUGUGGUUGUGGGUGGUGGUGGUUUGGGAUGAGUGGGGCACUGUGGUCCCAUCAACCUCUUCCCUACAUCUGUCCAUGUAUUUGUCUUGAGUGAUAGCCCUCAGUUUAAGAACACAAAUUGUUUUUAAGUCUUUAUUUAAAUAACGCUAUAUACAUGAUAUCAGUAACAUGUUACUUACAUAUCUGGUUACCAUAUGCAACAAAAAUGAAGAAAAAAGGUAUUAAAUCGACGGUGAAAUUUGUCUUUAACAGACAGAAAACCCUAAUAUUCAGUUACAAUAGUUUCACACCAAGUAUCUCAAUUUACCUAAGUAUUUUUAUUUUUAUUAAAAAAUUACAAACGCAUUGAUAUUCUUUAAGUAAAUUUAAGCGAAGUUGUGAUGUGGUGAUAAUUUUUUUGCAAGGAUUUGUAAUUUUAAGAAGCUGUUUCUUUCUUAACCCUUAAAGCCCCAGUAUCCACAUACAAAUUCUCCAAACUGAUCUCCAUACAUUUCCUUUAAGAAUUAGUUGAGAGAAUUUAAUAAAACAUCAAGGCAUUUUCUCUUUCGUGAUCAUUUUUUAUAUUCUCACAACCUUAUCUUUUGACAAUGUAUGGACAUUGUUAGGAGAAAAUUGAUGUUGGUCACUAUUGGGACUUAAAGGGUUAACUGGAAACCUUUAACUCUGCAGUCUCCGAUAUUUUUAGAAUUGUUUCAGUGAGUUUUCAAGACAGAGAGAAUUAAAUAGUGUUCAUUGGCUUUCUUGUUUUUAAACUUUAAUGAGCAGUCUAGAACAUGUACCCUUCGCGAGGCUAUAAUCAUGGGAAGUCUAAUCUCCAAGACCAGUAUUCCAGUUCUUCACGCAAGUGCUGCCAUGCUCAAGAUUGCUGAGAUGGACUAUUCAGGUAUUUUGCACCUACAUGUAUGAACUCUUUUUUUGUAAUUUCUUCACCCUUUUCGUCCCCAGUGCUGCCAAAGUAGGCACCUUACGAAACAACGACGGCAACGGGAAUGGCAGAAAAGCAAUAGGUUUAGUUAGCAACGACUACGACGUGAAAUGACCAAAUUUUAAGUUUUUUUGAGGAUGGGAACGGCAAGGCGAUAAAUUCUACCAUCUCUGUCUGAACUUGGGCAUGGCCCCUCUCUUCAGCUCCAACAUAAAUUCCCUUCUUUUAAGUAUUUGGGCGACUUGGGAUAAUCGCGAAAUGCUUUGAAAGGAUGCGGAGUAUAUUUUUCAGGGAUGUUUUUCAUAGAUGUUGCCGUUGUGGGAUCGUAAGGUCCCUAAUAGCAAAAUAAAAGACACCUACCUAUGAAAAUUCUAUCAUGUGAAAUAUUGUAUAAUAGCACCUUGCUUAUGGAAGUAAUGUCAAACAAUGGUCACAUUCUAGGAUUUCUUCUGUAGACUCAAAGUUGGGACUGUUAAGGCAUAGCAAAAAUUAAUAGUAUCAGGUUAAGGUAUUAUUGAAGAGGUUUCAUUUGAAUGGUCACACCACAGAAUUUCAUCCACAGACUCAAUUAAAAAUAUGUAAUUUUUUCCCGUCAUGGAAGCUGAUGUUUUGAGAGAUCGCCCUUUGUCACAACGCUGAAGAAAGAAUUGUGGUCCUAAACUUUUUUAUAAAAGAACGUUCAGAAUUUGUUACUGCAGUUUUUAUUUCACAACUUGCUUCUUGUUUCACUGAUCAACUAAAAUAGCAUCAGCUAGUUGAAAACCUCACCAGGUUAUUAAUGGAUUUGAUUUUUGUUUAUUUCAGGUGCAAACAGUAUUUUCCUGCGGCACUUUUUCGACAAAAAAUAUGCAUUACCCUACAGAGUGAUCGAUGCUGUAGUAUAUCACUUUUUACGGUGAGUUGACCUUAAGUUUUUAUUUAUUUUAUUUAUGACUUAUGACUGUGUCAAAUGUUUUAAGUUCAAUAGGCUGUUCAUGAGUCCCCGACUUUUCCGUAACGAGAACUAGCGCUACAGGCGGUCGUCUGACCGCUUCUAGCCUAAAGAUGACGAUGAGCGCUCGAUCUAGACGAUCUUACGGAAAAGCGGAGACUGUGAACAGUCUUAAAGUUUUACCUUUUUUUCAUCUGUUAGUUACCAUAGUAGCAAUCUAUGUUUUUUUUGCUGUCGGCUAUUGCUGAUUGUGUUUUGUGUUUCACUGAUCUCAUUCAAGGAAAAAACUAAUGAUCCCCCUCCCGUUAUCCUUAAUCUCUUGCAUUGUGGUUUUAGGUUUUUAUCUGAUCAACGUUCCCUUCCAGUGCUUUGGCAUCAAAGCUUGCUUACUUUUGUACAAAGGUGAGUGAUGCUACUUAACGGGAAGGGACAAAACUCGGCAAGACAAUUCGCCACUUUAUAAAUAGCCUGCGUGGCAGGCACAAAAAGGGGAGGGGGAGGGAGAAAAGCGCGAAAACGGGGAAAAAGGAAUCAAUCCCCUCCCUUUUUUCCUUCCUCCCUAUCCCCUACCCCUUUCAAUUCCUGUUACGCAGGAUACUUUGGAAACGAAAUUGUCCAGUUUCGAAUUAAAAAUUACNGGGGAAAAGGGAAUCAAUCCCCUCCCUUUUUUCCUUCCUCCCUAUCCCCUACCCCUUUCAAUUCCUGUUACGCAGGAUACUUUGGAAACGAAAUUGUCCAGUUUCGAAUUAAAAAUUACGCUGAAUACAAACAUUAACGGCACAUAUUUGUGUGAGACUCGCACAAAUAUGUGGGAGCUAGGCCCUUCAUGCACCUAAACGUCAUUUACCGGUAGCCAUUUGAUCUCACGUAACGCAGGUGUUAUUUGCUCAAAUUUCUUGGUUUUUGUGAUGAUUCUGCACGCGAAAUUCUGAACAGCUUGAAGCUUCUUGAUGUUUGUGGCAGUUGUGUUUGAUCCGCCCAUUUCGGCGUAAGACCAAAAAAUUUCCACAUUCAAGACCACUACGGCUCUUCGGCAGUCUUAGUGUGUGGUAAGUAAUGUCUAGAAAUUACCUUGUAACCUCGAGAAGUAAAGGCAUUGAACCAGAGUGGAUGUUUGCCAAACAUUUUGAAUUAUUUUUGUAGAAGGUAACCUCCACUUUAUAUGUUUAAGGACCUGUCUGAAAAGGCUUUUUGUGAUAAAUAUCUCAAGUUUGUACACUUAUUUUUGAACAGGUAUAAGGAGGAUAUUUCCACUGAACAAAAGGAUGCUCUGAUGGAAUUAUGUAGAGUUCACGUCCAUGCACAGGUAAGUUAUUACCAAGGGCUGAAUAUUGCUUUACAUGGACCCGGUUGUCAGUUCCCUUGGUCCCAAAAGUACCAAUCUUUUAAUACAGUCUCGACCUCUAUAAUACAGGUCACACCUCUCUACUACGGACAGUUCCCUUGGUCCCAGACGUACCAAUCUUUUAAUACAGUCUCGACCUCUAAGCUACAGGCACCUCUCUACUACGGACAGUUCCUCUGUCCUGAAGAUACCUAUCUUCAAACAGUCUCGACCUCUAUUAUACAGAUAUCUCUCUACUACGGACAGUUCUCUUGGUGCCAGAGGUACCAAACUUCAUGCGAUUAGCUUUACCUCUAUAAUACAGGCACCUCUCUAUUACGGACAGUUCUCUUGGUCCUAAAGAUACCCAUCUUCAUACAGUCUCGACCUCUAUAAUACAGAUACCUCUCUGCUACGGACAGUUUCCUUGGUCCCAAAAGUACCGAUCUUUUAAUACAGUCUCUCAGACCUCUGUGAUACAGAACCUCUGUACCACGGACAGUUCUUUGUCCCGAUGAUACCAAUCUUUGUACAAUCUCUACCAACUCCCUAAUGCGGACAACUCUGUAAAGCGGGUACUUGGCUCUAUCCCUUUAGGUUAGAGCCAAGUCAUCAAGGAUGAAGAUUGGUAACUUACUGGAAAUGCAAAAGUGUUAUUCACCGGUAACUUCUUAACUCAAAAAAGUAAUUUAUUUACGUCUGGGUUUUUGUCGUAGAUAACAGCUGAAGUUCGUCGCGAGUUGAUUCAUUCCAAGUCGAGGGAAGAAGAAGGAGAAGCAAUGGAUUUGUAG
Porites evermanni is the source of this 5705-nucleotide messenger RNA. The record is from the annotation of a GenBank genome assembly. NCBI's taxonomy places the organism in Eukaryota, Metazoa, Cnidaria, Anthozoa, Scleractinia, Poritidae.